UCCGACUCCCUUCCUUCCUCCCGCGUCCGAUGAGCCAUACGCCGAGGGCUCAGAUGGCUCCUCCACAAGACAUUGUCAUGGGGCCUCCCCCGCUUCCCCCUCAGGCAGGUCAGCCGGGAGCCGGGAAGCAAAAGGAACCCGACGUCGCUGCAAAGUAUAGCAGGCUGAAGAGGAAAUAUUUUGAGCUCGAGGAGAAAACCAAAGAAGCAAUGCUCCAGCUACGGAGCUCGGGAGAGCGAAAUGUAAAGUGGAGGUCGGAAAGAUCUCUCCUCCUUGACCGCAUCGCGGAACUAGAACUUGACCCGGCACGCAACCCCGGUGCCCCAGUACCCGACCCGCCAUUCACGGCCUUCCCCAAAUGCCUUCUCAACAACGCGAACCAACAGGCGUUUGUUGCUAACCUCCGCCUGGCCAUUGAUGAGCUUGAGCGCGAGGAUCCCGACAUCGACCCCCUCCUUUUGUCGCGUCAUAUCGGCCCCGCCGCGCGCAAAAGGCAGGAAGCGGAGGCAAGAGAAAGGCAGGAAGAGGAGUCGCGAGAUAAAAGGUCGGCUGCGACGACGCGUAAACCGAGAGGUGUACCCCCUAAAGGCAAGGACAUCGGCGCUCCUUUAACGUACGCCCCCGCCCCUGUCCAUACCGCACCGCCGCCCACAUCCAGUGGUCCUGGUCCAGUCCCAUCGCCCCCCUUCGUGGUCUCGAGUAGUGGGACCCGAUUGCGCCUCAAGCCUCCUGUACACCCUGGUGAAGGGCCUCCGGGUUCGUCGUCUAUACCUCCCGCACCUCAUCCUGGCGCUCAGCUCGCAGGCACUCCCCAUGGUUAUGUACGUCGACGCUCCGAAUCGCUCUCGCCUGUCCUUUCGCCGCAGGAGGAUUACGGCGGCAUCCCUCCUGAGGGCCCCUCGCCCUCGUACCAGCACGGGGCCCCGCCCGGUGCGCAGUCGCAGAUGCAAAUGACGCUGCGGACGUCGUCAUCUGCGGCCUCGCGACCCUCGGACAUCCAGCGACACACGAAACCAAAACGUCUCAAGGCACACACCGUCACCACCAAGAGCUACAGCAUUCCGACCGUUCCGCGUGACAAGCGCGGAAAGCCGAUUCUACCCCUCAACGUGGGUAUCAUGACCGUUAUCAACCUUGGAGAGGUCUGCAUGAGGGAGCACUUCCACACGGAGAGGUACAUCUUCCCGGUGGGCUAUGAAGUAACGCGGCGCUACUCAUCUACGAUCGACCCGAAUGCUGAAGUAGUGUACCACUGCAAGAUCCUUGACGGUGGCGACGGCCCCAAGUUCCAAAUCACCGCCGCCGACGCGCCAGACAAGCCGAUCGUUGCGGGCACCGCGACAGGAGCGUGGUCGGUGAUCGUGCGCGCGGCAAACCACAUCCGCAACCGCGCACACUCGAACUCGGUCUCGGGUCCCGACUUCUUCGGGUUGGGGCAAAACACGAUCAAACACCUCAUCCAGGAGCUGCCGCAUGCCAAUCAGCUGAAGGACUACGUGUGGCAGCACUUCACCGAAGGAGGAUCGCUCACCUUCUCCUCCGUCCUUCCUCUCCCAUGUAGACCCCUUGGCGGGCGACACGCUGCAGUGAUUCCUGCGUUGCCAGAUGAGCAAGAUUCGCCCUCGCCGGGGUCUGGCGGCAACGGCAAUGGCUACUUUGACCGCCCGGAGGCAGAGCCUAUGCCUGUUCCUAUCGCAGUGCCUGCUUCUGCUGGUCCUCAACAAGCGGUGCUCGGGAGACAUGGAGAGCUGCAGAUCAUCCAGGUCGAGAAGGAGGAUCCAUCGCUCCGUCCUCGUCACGCCCCUCCACAGAUAAACAAUGGUCCUAUGAAGCCCCUGACGUUCCACCAAGAGUAUCCCAACGCGCCACCCGAGCACAGAGGACGCCGCGGCUCACGGCACAACAAUAACGCGCCGGCAUACGACGAGUACGCUGGAAACGCGAUGCAGGUCGACCCCCAUUCCCCUACGCACUCGCGUACUGCGUCGCGCUCGCCCGUCUUGCAUCGCGAGCGCGUAGACCGCGAGCGUGAGAGGGACUACUACGAUCAUCAUUCGCCGGCCCACCAGCUGCCUCCUCCACCGCUGCCGCACACCCGAUCUCAAAGCUCGCUGCCUUCGCCGCAUCAUCGCUCCCCCUACGAGACGCAUGUGCUUGUCUCGAACGGCGGGGAGUCUGUGUACAGGGAGCGCGAACGCGAGCGCGAGCGUGAUCGUUCACCACCACCUCCGCCCGUCCCUGCUACCUUUGCCAGCAUCAUGAAUGCAUAUCCCGCACCACCUAUCGUGUCUCCUCCGACAAACGAAGGUGCAGGCGCGGACUACGUCAACGGCAACGGUGGCUCGCGCAGGAACGGUCACCCUUCGUACUCUCCUCCGAGCGAUCGGUAACGCCUUUGGCCUGGCCGGUUGCGCCCAACUUGUCGCUCGGUCGCAUUCGCCCUCAACCGCCCUUGCAAAGAACGCACCUCCUUUCAACUCUCCAAGCUUGUUUCAGCACCCUCUCCUUGGCAGUUCUAGGUCUCAGAAUUGGAUUUUUCUCUGCUCACGAUCAUGAUCCGCGGACCACGGUCUUCGUCUCCCGCAAACCCCCUGACAUGCUCGCUCUCCCUCCUGCUCUUGCACGUUGCAAAUGACACGUUUCUCGCUUUCGGUGCUUGUUGUGUUCUUGGCGAUCCAUUCCGCCCUCGUCCCCGUUAU
Molecule: messenger RNA, 2699 nt
Organism: Dichomitus squalens LYAD-421 SS1
Lineage: Eukaryota; Fungi; Basidiomycota; Agaricomycetes; Polyporales; Polyporaceae
Exons: 5
Coding region: 30-2390 (786 amino acids)
Biological process (GO): regulation of cell cycle
Cellular component (GO): nucleus
Source: RefSeq, a predicted model, not a curated record